Messenger RNA from Puccinia graminis f. sp. tritici CRL 75-36-700-3, 2339 nucleotides. RefSeq lists its product as hypothetical. The coding region runs from base 428 to 2284 and encodes 618 amino acids. The record is from RefSeq and is a predicted model, not a curated record. NCBI's taxonomy places the organism in Eukaryota, Fungi, Basidiomycota, Pucciniomycetes, Pucciniales, Pucciniaceae. The transcript is spliced from 3 exons.
GGCCCUUUCAACUGUGGAGUGUUAUAAGGGCCAUUGGGCAGCCAUCUAGCAUGUAUACUGAAGAUGACCCAUUCUCAUUUUCUGUUGAGCCUAUGCUCCCUUUUUCCCAGAGUAAUCUGGGGCUGGUUGUGUCAUCAGGGUCUGGCUCUUCCAUCAUCAUCCAGGGCAGUACAUACAGGGUCUUAAGGUUUUGGCCACAGCCUCUCUUUCCCCUUCAACUUCUUCCAUCCUUAACCCUGCCCAUCUACACAAGGUUCAUCGAGUCCACUGACACUCUUACGAUUCGGCCGACAAUCGAGGAUUCGAGUUUGAGGGAAGUGAGCUUCUUUCUCGUGCUUGUAAGUUGUGUGCAUCCCCAUCUUCAAGGUCAUCCAUCGUCCGGACGAGUAGGAAGAGCAGUCAGUACCGAAAACAAAUUCCUCCCCUCAUGGCCACUACCACCGUCUCCUCAUCGGCGAACCCACUACUGGAAUAUCAACCAGCUUAUACCUACUCCAUGCCCACCCAACUUCUCAUCCUCGGAAUCGUACUCACCCUGCUCACCGUCCUACUCCUGCACCUACUCUUCACUGCAAAGUACCACUACCCUCUCGCCCCAUGCAACUUCAUCCUCCUCUUCUCAGCCGUCAUCCUCACCCAACUCUCGACCAUCAUCCUCGUCAUCCUCACGAAUAUCUACCUCUUCAAUCGCAGUCGUUAUUGGCCCUUCAUGUUCGAUUAUAUCGAAGUCACCAUGCCCAUGACUGACUGGAACGUCGUCCCAUUAGCUGGAUGGUAUAUCAUGCAAGGAGCUGUCACCUUUCUGGCUCAUGCUACUCACAUUCAAUUCUUGACCCUUCUCUUCCCAUCAACUCUAGAGCGAAGACUCAUCCUCGCCUUCCUCGGCCCACUCUGCGUAUUUGCCUCUGUCCUCUUCUUUACCCAUUUCCUCUCUGAUCCGAACUACCAAGACCUGGGUGAUGCGAUCCGGAAUACAGCCACCUCGACCCUCUCGCUACUAUAUACGUUCGGACUAUUGAUCUGGGGAUAUGUUGUUAAUCGAAAACGGGCCUGGGAGUUCGAAGGCGGAACGUUUGGCUUUGGAACCAUGUCUAUCAGUCUAGCUCUCGUCGGCACAGCAGCCAAUUUUAUCGAGGUUCGAGAGGACCGACUCAAGUGGCUACCCUGGCUAGUCAACACCGUCCUACUCUGGCAGUCAUGGGCUGGGUUCUGGUGGUGGGUUGGUGCGGGGAUGUGGUCGGGUGAGGUACAGGAUAUCGAACGACGAGAAGACAAGAAGCGGAGGAGGGAAGAGAAACGUCAACGGAAACGAUCCAAGAUGCUAAAUCUGAUCUCCAACCUGUCUCAAUCCUCUCGCGACCUAGCAUCUACCUCUGGCUUCAGUAGCGGUCUCCAUCACGACUCGUCUCCUCAGUCACCCAACCUAGCUAGAUCUCCUUCCUCAAGAUUCGGCUCGGCCGUCCCCUCACGUGCAUCCACCAUCGUGCGAAGGUUUCCAAGCUCGCGUCGGGAGGAGGAGGAAUCCGCCAGUCAUAUCGAGCUCGAUGUGCUCAGCCCCCCUUCGAACCAAACCGGCGAGAGAUUAACCCAAGGGCAGAUCCGAUCCCACACGACCGAGACCUCCUCAUCGACGAACGAUACGCCGACGGCGGACGACCGAAGGAUAUUCUCAUUCAUCCGUCAACCAGUCUUCCUACGUCAAUGGCUCGGGACACUCAGCCAAGCGCACAACGAGGCGGCCAAGCAACAGGCCCGGACGGCCGGGGCCGAGCAAGUCAAGCGGUUCGGGAUCCGCGCGAUGACCCAAAAAGUGAUCAUGGAAAGAGUCGGCCAACAGCAGCGGGAUCUGCCAGCCGAGAGUCCCAGAUCAGUGGCCGACUCUCGGCGUCGAUCACGCCCCCCGGCCCGACCGACGGCCGAGUCGGACUCGGAUAACUGGGUCAGCGACGAGGACGACCCGGCGGCGAUGGCUACGAAUGGCCAACAUCGGCCCACCGGCGGAGCCCCUUCGAGCCAGACUUACUCCCCAUCUCCCUCCUCACCACAUACCUCCCAUCCUCACCAAACCCAAUACGCCAGUCUCCCCAAAUCCUCCCCUCGUCCUUCACCCCAAAACCUCAACCUUGGACUCCGUCUCGAACCCUUUCCCCCCGCUCCUUCCUCCUCCUCUAACCCCUCCCAUCAACCCUCCUCUCAACAUCUAGAACCCUCGCAACAGUUGCCUCGUAAUUGGAAACGGCCGCUCAUUAAGGCGAGGCUUAGAGACAUCACUCGAUACGAUUGAUCGCUGUCUUCUUCCCUCCUUGGCUUCCUUGUAUCCUUCCCGCCCCCCCCCCUCC